Lactuca saligna is the source of this 570-nucleotide messenger RNA. The record is from the annotation of a GenBank genome assembly. Lineage: Eukaryota; Viridiplantae; Streptophyta; Magnoliopsida; Asterales; Asteraceae.
AUGAAAAGAAAAAGUAUUGAUAUUGCUUAACCUAAUCCAGAGCCAAUUAAUGUUGAUACUACAAGCCAAACAAAUGUGAGAAGGACCUAUCGUACCAGAUCAACACCCGUGAAAGAGAAUAUCAGUACCCAACCUACAAAAGGUGUCAGAAGUGAACCAAUUGAUAUGAAUAUUGUUGGAUCAAGCAAAACAAAGAAACAGAGGAAAAAAACUUUAAGAUCAAAACAUGGAAAGAACAAUGUAGAUUCUGGGAAAUCAGAUGUUAACAAAGAAAAAGUAGACACAAUACCAAGUGACAACAUAAGUGUAGGAAGGAUGAAAAGGAAAGGUUCUACGAGAAAUACACCUGUUGAGGAUAAUAAGAAAUCAUCGGAUGCAAGUGGUGAAAGGAAAAAAGCAAUAAAUUUAAAUGAGAUAGUUAUGGAGAGUAUAAGUGGGUCAAAGAAAGACAAUGAAAAUGCCAAAAUUGGUGUGGAUAUGGAAGAUAAGGAAAAUGUUGUAAAAAGAAAAAAAGGUAGUGAAAAGAUGCACAUUCAAAGAAAUCUCCAAAAAGAGAGAAUGGAAAAGUAG